This is a messenger RNA of Ipomoea nil (Japanese morning glory), 2390 nucleotides long. Its product is annotated as L-type lectin-domain containing receptor kinase IX.1-like. Gene Ontology annotation, cellular component: plasma membrane. The transcript has a single exon. Gene Ontology annotation, biological process: protein phosphorylation. Gene Ontology annotation, molecular function: protein kinase activity; carbohydrate binding; ATP binding. The record is from RefSeq and is a predicted model, not a curated record. NCBI's taxonomy places the organism in Eukaryota, Viridiplantae, Streptophyta, Magnoliopsida, Solanales, Convolvulaceae. Bases 146 to 2254 code for a protein of 702 amino acids.
UAUAUUGCCCAACAGUGAGACGACCCAGUUGUUACGUCAAUAUUGUGUUGCCGGUCGUCCUCCGAUCGUUUACGUUUGACCAGUACACAACUUCACUUCAAUUCGCGGCGGCCAUAAUGUUUUCUGACAACCCCUUAGCCUCAGCAUGCAUCAAUUCCCAGUCUUCAACGAUAUGAUGCGGCUGAUGAUGACCAUUUCUCUUUCUGUGUUGUUAACAUGCACGCUCUUUAUUCCACCAUCAACUCACGCCGCUUCUGGUCUAAACUUCACCUUUCCCAGUUUCAGUCCAAACGAUCAUAACAUAAUCUACGAUGGGAGUGCCUCUGCGUCCGAUGAAGUUAUUCUGCUAACCUCGUACCAGAAAGAUCGCAUGUACAACGACACUGGUCGGGCUACGUACAAACAACAAAUGCAUCUUUGGGACAAGGAGACAGGGAAUCUGGCGAACUUCACCACCAGCUUUUCAUUCUUGAUCAAACCAAUUGAUGAAAAGCAUGAAUCGUUGAAUAGAUCGCAAGUUCCGGAUUCAUAUCCGGAGAUAGGUGAUGGGCUGACAUUCUUUCUUGCUUCCAAUAUCUCCGCCCUGUCGUCUUUAAACGCCGGCGGCGGCCUGGGAAUUGGGAUCAAUACUGACCAAGAUGGUACCUCGAGCUCUAAAGAGUUCCGGUUCAUUGCUAUCGAGUUCGAUACGAAUCAGAAUGCAUGGGAUCUUGAGAACGGACCUCACGUGGGUAUCGACGACAAUUCUUUAAUGUCUGUUCGCCGCGUGCAGUGGAUUGGUGAAGAUGAAAUUGUACGCGGCGAACAGCGAGCUGAAAUUGCCUAUAAUGGCGUGUCGAAAACGUUAAGCGUUUCCUUCACCAACUCUUCGCGGGAUGGAGAUGGAGAUGGUAUUGGUAGGUUUAACUAUACAAUUGAUUUGGGAAAGCUGCAGGCAGAGUUUGUCACGAUUGGGUUCUCAGCCAGCACGGGAACCGUCACAGAGCAAAAUAUUAUUUCCUCCUGGAGUUUUAGUUCAAGUAUAAACAUCUCUGAUGAAGGCUCUGAGUAUAACAAUGGCAGAAAUCGAAAUCCCCGCCAUCAUCAUCUUAGUAAAAAAGGGUUGGCGGGAUUGAUUGUUGGUGGGUUUUUUGUGAUUGGUUUUCUGUUAAUAUUCCUCGCUGGGAUCAUAAAGAAGAGGAGGGAGGGAGAGAAAAUUAGUAGAUUUUCUAUUGUCAACUCAGUCUUGUGUGAUGAAAUUGGCAGUGGAGGUUUUGGGCCUAUGCAGUUUUCCUACAAGCAGCUCUCACGUGCAACCACAAACUUUGCAGAGACCAAGAAGCUUGGACAAGGCGGAUUUGGCAGUGUCUAUUUCGGGUUUCUGAGGGAUCUGAACUUACACGUUGCCAUUAAGAGGGUUUCAAGAACAUCUAACCAAGGGAUAAAAGAGUAUGCCUCAGAAGUAAAGAUCAUCAGCAAGCUGAGGCACAAGAAUCUGGUGAAAUUGGUUGGCUGGUGCCACGAGAAAAACGAUCUACUUCUUGCUUAUGAACUGCUUCCAAAUGGCAGCCUCGACCGCUUUCUGUUCAGCAAGACGGAUCUGUUAACGUGGGAUUUGAGGUACAAGGUUGCCACGGGCCUGGCAUCAGCUUUGCUAUAUUUGCACGAGGAAUGGGAGCAAUGUGUGCUGCAUAGAGAUGUUAAGUCUAGCAAUGUUAUGUUGGACAAAGGGUUUAAUGCUAAACUCGGGGAUUUCGGGCUGGCAAGGCUGGUUGAUCACGAAAAGGGAGCACAAACCACAACAUUGGCAGGCACCAUGGGGUACAUUGCCCCAGAAUCUGUCUUGACAGGGAAAGCAAGCAAGGAAACAGACAUAUAUAGCUUUGGCAUUGUGGCUCUCGAAAUCGCCUGUGGGAGAAAGCCUAUUGAGCCAAGGGCUGAACCAGACAAGGUUUUACUAGUAGAUUGGGUCUGGGAGCUGUAUGGAUCAGGCACAAUUCUUGGGGCUGCGGAUCCAAAACUAUGCUCAAUUUUUGAUGAGCAAGAAAUGCAAAGCCUCAUAACCGUCGGGCUCUGGUCUGCUCAUCCUGAUUAUAGUCAAAGACCUUCGAUUCAACAAGUGGUGCGCGUUCUUAAGUUUGAAUCUCCCUUACCCGUUCUUCCAUCAAAGAUGCCUGUCGCGACGUAUCCUGCAUCUACUCCUGUUUCUAAUGCCAGUCUGCCUACUUCUUCCUUUUCAUUUUCCAUUGGUGCCACCUCUUCAUUUUCUUCAUAAGGGAUGGUUAAUGGUUUAUUGUAAGGUAUUGUAAAGUCUGCAUACUAAACAUAGAGUGUAAUUCUUGUUAGUGUAUCUUUGAAGUUUUGUAAUACAUUACAAUAUAUAGUUUUGCAAUAAACAGAAAAAUGGACUG